Messenger RNA from Helicoverpa armigera (cotton bollworm), 2455 nucleotides. RefSeq names its product lipase 1. The record is from RefSeq and is a predicted model, not a curated record. The transcript has a single exon. NCBI's taxonomy places the organism in Eukaryota, Metazoa, Arthropoda, Insecta, Lepidoptera, Noctuidae. Gene Ontology annotation, molecular function: hydrolase activity, acting on ester bonds. Bases 81 to 1250 code for a protein of 389 amino acids.
CAAGCCGGCCUUUAUUUAAUACGGACUAAACAGACGUGACGCUCGCUCGGUAAUUUACGUUAAAACUAGUUCAUUUAAAAAUGCAUCGAAUAUUUUUGGGAUUGUUUUUCAUCGCCCAAGUUCUAAGCCAAACUAGAAACUUAGAAUGGCCUGAAGACGCCAUAUUGACUUUCGGAGGACUAGCCAUGAAGUAUGUGCAAAGAGUCGAGGAAUUUGACGUGUUAACACCAGAUGGCUACUACCUCAAACUGUUCCACAUACCAGGAGACAGGAGAAGACCCGUGCUGCUCAUACACGGUGCCUUAGAUUCCUCAGACAGCUUCAUAAUGAGAGGAAAUACAUCGCUCGCAGUCGCUCUAGCCAGGGACAACUACGAUGUUUGGGCCAUGAACUACAAAGGCAACAGAUAUGCCAGAACACAUGUCACGUUGGACGCCGACGCAGACAAAGAGUUCUGGAACUUCAGUCUCCACGAAAUAGGGACAAUUGACAUCCCAACCACCAUAGACUUCGUAUUGAAAAGAACAGGCCAAAGAAAGUUAAGCGUCAUCGGAUUUUCAGAAGGGACAACCGCCUCGUACGUUAUGGGAGCGACGCGACCGGAGUACAACGAUAAAAUAAAGCUUCAUAUAUCCUUGGCACCAGUAUGUUUUCUACAAAACACUAAGCCUCUUAUGUCUUACAUUAUACAGUUGGCGCCUAUUUUAAACAUUGCACUAGAGGCGAUCACUGGUAAUGAAAUCGGUGGUUACAAUUCAACGUCCAAAGCUUUGAUUAACCAAUUCUGUAUGAAAGAGGAUCGCUAUAAGGUAUGUUUAGACGCCUUGUUCUCGGUCACGGGCGCAAACGCCAAGGAGAUUGAAAUGGAGUUCUUUCCUGUGGUACUAGGACACUUUCCUGCUGGCAGUUCAAGGAAGAAUCUGUACCAUUUAGCGCAGAUAGGCGAGUCGAAGAAGUUUCAAAACUACGAUUACGGAUUGGCGCAGAAUAUGAGGAAGUAUAAGAGACCAACUCCGCCGGAGUACGACUUGAGUCGAGUGACAAUGAAUAUUGCGUUGAUAGUGGCGAAUAAUGAUAAGAUAUCGACCAUCAAAGACACUGAACUCUUGAGACAGCGGUUACCGAAUGUCGUGGACUACGUUAUGAUGCAAAAUAGUGCAUUCAACCACAUAGAUUACGUUUGGGGGAGGAGUACACACAAAAUGAUGUUCCCACAUAUAUUUCGGCUUUUAAAUAAGUAUAAUUACUAAAGGAAAUAAUUAAAGACUACCAACUAAUAAGUUAUUUACAUAGUAAAACGGGUAAUAGUGAUUGUGUGGUGUGCGUUAAACGUGAGUAUAGUGUGAUAAAAAUUUGUUAUUUAUAGGAUAAUUCUUGUGAAAGAAUGCACAUAAGAUAUAAAACACAGGUAUGUUAAUAUUUUUAAUGAUUUAUGUGAAUAUAAUACCAAAAAUAUAACGAAAACAAAACAAUUUAUAUUGCUGGCAAGGACAGUAAAAAAAAUAAAAAUGGAAUUGUUUUCGGAGGUCAAUAAAAAGUAAAAUUGGUGGUAAAUAAUACAGAUAAUACUAUUUGUUUUAAAUAAUAAAUGAAUACUUAAUUUAUACAUGUAAUCAAUUUAUUUUAUUAUUAACUCUACAAGAUGUGUAUGAAAAAUAAGUUCAGUUUUUGGUGAGUAAUGUAAAGUUUUACAAUUUCGUUUGGAACAAUAGGGCAAUAAAUCAAACUUGAAUAAAUUACCAAAACUAAAUCUGAUAAAUUAUGAAUAUAAUUAACAAACAUGCCUCUACGUUUUUUUAGAUAUCGCUAGCAAACCCAAAUUAGUUUAAGAACUGUAUCUACCACAGUAAAUAUAUGUACUUUAUCUUUGAAAAAAUAUUUUCAAGGAGUGACCAUGUAACUGCCUCACGGUAUGAUCGAUCAAGCUUAACCUGUGCUUGGUUUCAAUCAGCGGAUGGGUGAUCAUUGAGUCAUAAGCGAUUUUAUUCAAAGCUAGGUUUCUCUUGCAUUUUUCCUUAUAUUAGUCCUUAGAUCUCCUUGGUCUUAGGCCUUAACCUGCAGUAAUAUUAUAUUUUAAACGUUAUACAUAAGGAAGUUGUAAUAAAUAUAUUAUUAUAAUACUCGGAAAUAAUAUAAUUGUUGUUUUAUGGUCUGUUGAGUAGAUCAAAACGAUAGAGUAACUUCCUAAGACAAGAUUAUUAUGCAUAACAUAUUUUUUUUGUUGGGAACCGUCUAGUUGUAUAGUUUUUUUCUAGUAAAUUAUUUUAAUGUUAGCUAAAUUGAUAUUUUUGAAUAAUUAGCAAUGGUCCAAUUCUAUACAAAUAAUUUGGAUAAUUAACAAACUGCGUAUUUUUUUUUGCAUUUAGGUUAAUUUUCUAAUUUACAUAAGAUUCCUGACCAUGAGAAACAUUUCCUUCCGGAAACCUCAAACUGCACUCGAAUUUGCAUUUUUGAG